Parastagonospora nodorum SN15 is the source of this 2238-nucleotide messenger RNA. RefSeq lists its product as hypothetical. Gene Ontology annotation, biological process: endosome organization; phosphatidylinositol phosphate biosynthetic process; Golgi organization. Gene Ontology annotation, molecular function: 1-phosphatidylinositol 4-kinase activity. Gene Ontology annotation, cellular component: plasma membrane; fungal-type vacuole membrane; lysosomal membrane. NCBI's taxonomy places the organism in Eukaryota, Fungi, Ascomycota, Dothideomycetes, Pleosporales, Phaeosphaeriaceae. Bases 1 to 2238 code for a protein of 745 amino acids. The transcript is spliced from 4 exons. The record is from RefSeq and is a predicted model, not a curated record.
AUGCCCAAAUCGAAACGACCGCCCACCUCUGGCUAUGCUCGAAUUGCGCAGGCCGAGGAGGAGGAAGACUACAGCGACUCCGAGGAUGGACACAACCAGCACUCCCUGUCCACCGCCCAGUAUGCACCCAUACAGCCCCAGCGGAACUCGCACAUGCGCAUACCCAACGGCUCUGCUCCCAAUUCACCAAGUUCACGACACACAUCCUCCGGGCGGCGGCAGCGGAGCAAUUCGGGAGUGGAUAUCAAGGCCAUCAACGCGAGAUUCGAGCGAUGGGCCGAUGAGAUUGCGCAGAAAUUCAAGAUCAAGAAGCAAAAGGACGCCCCCAAUGAUGAGCAGCUUGAAAUACACCACUCCGUCUUCCAGGCGCCGGACGGGGUGCGGCCAGCCACAGCAGAGACGUUGACAUUUGAAUUCGAGGGCGCAUCGGACCGCAUGACGAAGCUCGAGUUUGACGACACGGUGGAGAGCGUCAGGACAGCAAUUGAGCUGGGUGUGCAUCCCAAGCUGAUCACGCAGGGCAGCUCGGGCAGCUACUUUGCACGCAACACGCAGGGCAAGGUGGUUGGUGUGUUCAAGCCCAAGGACGAGGAGCCUGGAUACAUCGCAACCUGUUCCCCUUCUUCUUUGGGCCGCGCCUGCCUCAUCCCCAACUUGAGCUACGUCUCCGAAGCGGCCGCAUACGUCCUCGACACGCAGCUGCGCACAAACCUCGUCCCCUACACUGACGUUGUUGGCCUCUCGUCCAAGUCCUUUCACUACGACUUCUGGGACAGGAGAGCGUACUACCGGAAGAAGAAGCCGUUUCCCGAGAAGCUAGGCAGUUUCCAAGUGUUUCUCAAAGGCUUCAAGGACGCCAAUAUCUUCUUGAAAGAGAACCCGUGGCCGGACCAGCACAAUGGCGGACUGGCAGCGGGCGGCCAGGCGGGUCCACAGUCGGACAACGAUGAUGACGAAGACUACUCAAACGGCACAGGCCAACAGCGGCAGCGAAGAGGCUUCUGGACUGAGGCGCUGCAGCAGUCGUUCAGGGAGCAGCUAGAGCGCCUCGUCAUUCUCGACUACAUCAUGCGCAACACUGAUCGAGGCCUGGACAACUGGAUGAUCAGAAUAGACCAGAAGACGCAGGAGGCAACCAUUGUGGCUGAGCCGCCCAGGACGAACCUCGGCGUGGGCGACCAUGGUGACGAGUCACAGCCAAGCAGCUACACCAGACAAUCCAUGGAGGAGGUCGAUCCUUAUGGCCGAAGAGAACCCAUGACAGCAACGAGUCGCUCGAACACGCCCAUGCAGCAUGCAGCAACGCCCACAGUGACUAUUGGCGCCAUCGACAACAGCCUGUCCUGGCCCUGGAAGCAUCCUGAUGCUGUAAGUCAGCACCUGAUCAUCUACCCUUUCGGCUGGCUCUUCCUACCCGUCUCGCUCAUUGGCCAGCCUUUCUCCGAGGCCACCCGUCGCCACUUCCUCCCUCUCCUCACGUCUAAACAAUGGUGGAGCGAAACGCAGGUCGUGCUCAGGAAAUGCUUCAGCCAAGAUGCCGACUUCAAGGAGCGCAUGUACGCAAAGCAGAUCGCCGUCAUGAAGGGACAGGCUUGGAACGUGGUAGAGACACUCAAGACGCCCGACCAUGGCCCGUUGGAGCUUACAAGGAGGGCGCGUGUGUGCGUCUGGGAUGACAUUGUGGAGAUACCCAUUGCAGUGCCUCUGCGCGCACCCUCAGCAGAGAUGCGGAGGAAACAGCACAUGGGGCGAACACCACGACUAGAAGAGGAGCACGAGGAGAUGGACAUCACAGCGGUAUCUACGCCGCCGCAAAAGCCUCAGACAGACCUUCUCCAUUCACCUCCCUUGGAAUCGGCCGGCAAAAAUCGCUUCAAUCUGUCGCGCGACUCCUCAUCCCUCGACAUCCGACGCCCGGAAGUCGAAGUUCCGACAUCGCCAGCCACCGUGAACGGGGUCUCCUGGAAUUCUCGCAACACGUUGGAACCGAAGAUAGAUAGACCGGCGCAUCGGUCACGCAUGAGUUACGAUGCUCCCAGACAAAAUCCUCCGGAUGCGCGAAAACAUCAACGGAGGUUCUCUCUCACACAGCGGCGGGACUUGGACGAGUAUGGAUUCGACGAUGAUGGAGAUCUUGGAUAUGCUGCCAACGAAGAUAACGAGGGCAACCGGAAAAAGGUCAUUGUUGAGAGAUUAGAAAUGGUCAAGGGAAGGAACCCAGUUUUUACUUGGUGCUGA